Molecule: messenger RNA, 2508 nt
Organism: Marmota flaviventris (yellow-bellied marmot)
Lineage: Eukaryota; Metazoa; Chordata; Mammalia; Rodentia; Sciuridae
Source: RefSeq, a predicted model, not a curated record
AUGGGGAUCUUCACUGUCAUCCUCCAACUUUGUCUUUUGUGGGGUCCAGUUCUAUCUGCAGGUGGCGUAAGGCAGGGGGCAGAGAGCGCCAAGACCCGGGCUUCCCGCUGUGUUGAUGCAGGUUUACCUGUGAGGCUGGUGAAUGGCGGUGACCGGUGCCAGGGCCGGGUGGAGGUCCUGUACCAAGGCUACUGGGGCACUGUUUGUGACGACAGCUGGGACACCCAGGAUGCAGAUGUCGUCUGUCGGCAGCUCGGCUGUGGCCAUUCCGUGUCAGCCCUGGGCGGGGCUCACUUUGGUCAGGGCUCGGGGAACAUUCUCCUGGGCGCCGUGUACUGCUCAGGAGGGGAGCUCUACCUGUCAAGCUGCCGCCAUGAUGGGUGGUACAACCACGAGUGUGGCCACAGGGAAGACGCGGGAGUCGUGUGCUCAGGUAGAGCAACUAUCAGCGCACCGCAGCCACCCCAAGGCCUAGCCCCUGUGCGCGUGUGCACGCUGGCAACAGGUCUUUUUCCCCCACUCUGAACUAUAUCUGGAUUGGCCUUGAGGCUGGUGAAUGGUGGAAACCGAUGCCAGGGACGUGUGGAGGUCCUGUACGGCGGCUCCUGGGGCACCGUGUGCGAUGACGGCUGGGACACCAACGAUGCCAACGUGGUCUGCAGGCAGCUGGGCUGUGGCUGGGCUGUGUCUGCCCCAGGGAAUGCCCGGUUUGGUCAGGGCUCAGGGCCAAUUGUCCUGGAUGAUGUGGCCUGCUCUGGGCAUGAGUCCUCCCUGUGGAACUGCGGCCACCGAGGUUGGCUCUCCCAUAACUGUGGACACCACGAGGACGCAGGAGUCAUCUGCUCAGAUUGGUGGACUACAACAACUCCUUACUACGAUUGGUGGCAUCCAACAACUACUCCCCCUGAAACAAAUGAUUUCAAUUUGGACCUGAGACUGGUGAAUGGAGGUCACCGGUGUCAAGGCUGGGUGGAGGUCCUUUACAGAGGCUCCUGGGGCACCGUGUGCGAUGACGGCUGGGACAUCAACGAUGCCAACGUGGUCUGCAGGCAGCUGGGCUGUGGCUGGGCUGUGUCUGCCCCUGUGCAUGUCCAGUUUGGUCAGGGCUCAGGGCCAAUUGUCCUGGAUGAUGUGUCCUGCUUUGGGCAUGAGUCCUAUCUGUGGAACUGCCCCAACCGAGGUUGGCUCUCCCAUAAGUGUGUCCAUGCUGAGGAUGCCGGAGUCAUCUGCUCGGUUCCAGCCCCCACUGUAAGCCCAGGGCCGGUGCAGUAUUCCUGCGGAGGCUUCCUGGCCCAAUCCUCAGGAAACUUUUCUAGCCCAUUCUACCCAGGGAACUAUCCAAACAAUGCCAGGUGUGUGUGGGACAUUGAGGCCCCGAACAACUAUCUGGUGACUGUCAUCUUCAUAGAUGUCCGACUUGAAGGAGGCUGCAACUACGACUACAUUGAGGUUUUCGACGGCCCCUCCAGCAGCUCCCCGCUCAUUGCCAAAGUGUGUGAUGGGGCCACGGGCUCCUUCACGUCCUCCUCGAACUUCUUGUCAGUCCGCUUCAUCAGUGAUGGCAGCGUCACGCAGAGCGGGUUCCAGGCCACAUUCUACUCCAUCCCUUCCAACGACAGCACCAGUCUGUUCUGUCUGCCGAAUCACAUGCAAGCCAGUGUGAACAGGGACUACCUCCAGUCCCUGGGCUAUUCUGCCGGGGACCUUGUCAUUUCUGGAUGGAAUGGGAACUACAGGUGUCAGCCCCAGAUAACUUGGAGCCACGUGAUAUUCACAAUCCCCUACACAGGCUGUGGAACCCUCAAGCACGUAGACAAUGACACCAUCAACUAUUCCAACGUCCUCAAAGCAGCUGUGACAAAUGGCAUCAUCAAAAGGAAGAAGGACCUCCUCAUUCAUGUCAGCUGCAAGAUGCUGCAGAACACCUGGGUCCACACCAUGUACAUCACCAACGACACCAUCCAGGUCAAGGAAGUGCAGUACGGCAACUUUGAUGUGAACAUUUCCUUCUACACAUCCCCCUCUUUCUCCUACCCCGUGACCAGCAGCCCGUACUUAGUGGAUCUGGACCAGAGUCUGUACCUUCAGGCUGAGAUCCUGCAUUCAGACGCCUCGCUGGCCUUGUUUGUGGACACCUGUGUGGCUUCUCCAAACCCCAACGACUUCUCAUCUCUGACUUAUGUUCUCAUCCGAAGUGGGUGUGUAAGGGAUGAAACCUACCAAACCUACUACUCGCCAUCACCCCGCAUCACCCGCUUCAAAUUCAGUUCCUUCCACUUCCUGAACCGCUUCCCCACAGUGUACCUGCAGUGUAAACUGGUGGUGUGCAGAGCGUACGACUACUCUUCGCGCUGCUACAGAGGCUGUGUGGUGAGAUCCAAGAGGGAUGUGGGCUCCUACCAGGAAAAGGUGGAUGUCGUCCUGGGACCCAUCCAGCUGCAGCCCCCUACCAAAGACAAGAACCAGCCACCCUCAGACUCCACUUCCAACCAGCGCCCAAGGCCGUGA